Pezoporus occidentalis (night parrot) is the source of this 4079-nucleotide messenger RNA. RefSeq names its product peroxisome proliferator activated receptor delta (gene PPARD). Gene Ontology annotation, biological process: positive regulation of transcription by RNA polymerase II; fatty acid metabolic process; negative regulation of transcription by RNA polymerase II. The record is from RefSeq and is a predicted model, not a curated record. The coding region runs from base 982 to 2313 and encodes 443 amino acids. Gene Ontology annotation, cellular component: nucleus. NCBI's taxonomy places the organism in Eukaryota, Metazoa, Chordata, Aves, Psittaciformes, Psittacidae. The transcript has 7 exons. Gene Ontology annotation, molecular function: RNA polymerase II cis-regulatory region sequence-specific DNA binding; nuclear receptor activity; zinc ion binding.
UGCUGCUGAGAUCUCAUUAGCUCAUGAUCUUUAAGAAACAAAAACAUCUUCGGUGCGCUCAAGUUACCUUUCCUCUAUUGCAGCAUCUGCUUAGCUCUUAUUUGGCUUUUGUUGGUAGUAGCUGAUGUCGAGGAGGAGGAACAGAGACAGGUACUUGGUCUGCAGCUAUCGGAAGCUGUGACACAUCCCAGGGGACGUCCGCAAGUGAUGGCCAAGGAGCAGCAAUCACAUUUUGUUUAUGGAUUCAGUUCAAUGUCUCUUUGUGGAUUCGUGAUGUGCUGUGCGUCAUGGGAAGCGUACAGAGGGCUGUGUUCUCAUCUUGCCCCUUCCAAAGGGAUUCAAUUCUGUUGACCGGGAAUUUGGCUAAAACUCCAACCCAGGAGUUGUAAUACAAACACAGGCUGGAAGUGCUCCUGCCAUAAACUGGUUCCCUUUGCAGUUCCUGGUGACCUCUUUUCCAGUAACUUGAACAACUGCUUUGAGCAGGUCAGCUCUGUGACUUGGCCCUAGGGAGGUUUGGACCUGUUCUUUGGCACUUUGCUUUGCCUGGAAACUCCCAUCUUCCAGGGUGGGAUCUUACACUGGAUGAUCCUCCAGAUUGCAGUGGGGACUUGGGCAAUCCCAUCUGGGUAAAUAUAUUGGAAACAAAUGGAUGUCUCUUGGAGGGGAGUGGGAGCAUGUGUCCUGGCCAGUGAGCACACCAAAAUCACCUCUUGUUCGAGCUCACCACCAGUGAAACUACACUUGGGUUAAAGAUGAGAUCUUUCUAAUUACAAGCACUUCCUUGCUUUGGCUCUGGGGCUGUCUGGCUGCCAGCACCUGAGUGUCUGUGUUAGAACACACGUCCCCGUCUUGUGACGCUGCACUGGGACAGGAACACUGGCUAACAGGAACAGCCUGGUAGGGUCCAUCUCGAAUAGACGCGGAUGAUGCCAGAGCUAUGACAGCGAUUGCAGCCUUGGCACUGAGGGGUGAUCAAUUAUGGAACAACUACAGGAGGAAGUACCUGAGGUCAGGGAAGAGGAGGAGGAAGAGGAAGAGGCAGUGAUGGUGGCAGGCGGAGCCUCAGACGCAAGUGGAGGACCAGACAGCUCGCUGCCUUCGAGCAGCUACACAGACCUUUCGCAGAGCUCCUCUCCCUCCCUGUCGGACCAACUGCAGAUGGGCUGCGAGGAGGCGGCGUUGGGAGCGCUCAACGUGGAGUGCAGAGUCUGCGGAGACAGAGCCUCGGGGUUUCACUACGGCGUCCACGCCUGCGAGGGCUGCAAGGGUUUCUUCCGCCGGACGAUCCGCAUGAAACUGGAGUAUGAGAAGUGCAAGAGGAGCUGCAAGAUUCAGAAGAAGAACAGGAACAAGUGCCAGUACUGCCGCUUCCAGAAAUGCCUCUCACUGGGAAUGUCCCAUAAUGCAAUCCGCUUUGGCCGCAUGCCCGAGGCAGAGAAGAGGAAGCUGGUGGCAGGGCUGACAGCGAGUGAGAUCAGCUGCCAGAACCCGCAGGUGGCCGACCUGAAGGCAUUCUCCAAGCACAUCUACAACGCCUACCUGAAGAACUUCAACAUGACCAAAAAGAAGGCGAGAGGUAUCUUGACCGGGAAGGCCAGCAGCACCCCACAGCCUUUUGUGAUCCAUGACAUGGACACCUUGUGGCAGGCAGAAAAGGGGCUGGUGUGGAAGCAGCUAGUGAAUGGCAUCCCCCCCUACAAGGAGAUCGGGGUGCACGUCUUCUACCGCUGCCAGUGCACCACGGUCGAGACUGUGCGGGAGCUCACCGAGUUUGCCAAGAGCAUCCCCAGCUUCAUAGGCCUCUACUUGAACGACCAAGUGACUCUGCUGAAAUACGGGGUGCACGAGGCCAUCUUUGCCAUGCUGGCCUCUAUCAUGAACAAGGAUGGGCUCUUGGUGGCCAAUGGGAAUGGCUUUGUGACCCGUGAGUUCCUGCGUAGCCUGCGCAAGCCCUUCAACGAGAUCAUGGAGCCCAAGUUUGAGUUCGCAGUGAAGUUCAACGCGCUGGAGCUGGAUGACAGUGACCUGUCUCUGUUUGUGGCUGCCAUCAUCCUGUGCGGAGACCGCCCUGGCCUGAUGAACGUGAAGCAAGUGGAGGAGAUCCAGGAUAACAUCCUGCGGGCGCUGGAGUUCCACCUGCAGUCCAACCACCCGGAUGCCCAGUAUCUCUUCCCCAAGCUGCUGCAGAAGAUGGCAGACCUGCGGCAGCUGGUGACAGAGCACGCCCAGCUCGUGCAGAAGAUCAAGAAGACAGAGACUGAGACAUCUCUGCACCCUCUUCUGCAGGAGAUCUACAAGGACAUGUACUAAGGACCUGUUAUUUAUGCAAAUGAAGCCAUGAUUCCCAUCAAGACUCUUUGUACAGAAACAAAGAAAACCUUUCCCCCCACGUCUUCCAUUUCUUCUACUGGAAACUCUUUUCUACGUGACCCUGACGUACGGUACAUAGGGCGAGACGCCAUCAGCCACCGCCUGCUAGGCCCAGGGCUCCCGUUAACACACACUAACAAAUGUACAAAGGCAAAUCAUAAGCUACAGUUUCCGUUACUACAGCCCAGCUCUUCAGCUGCUCCUUGGAGCAACCACGCGGUUUACAUGGUGGGGGUUCCAGCAGUCUGGGGAUGGUGGGAGAUGGUGUGGUCAUUAGGACACCCGAGCGUGGUGCAGGUACCUGCUGGGGCCAGCCACAGCACUGAUGAUGUGUCUUGACCUUUGUAUUGCACUCCGAAGUGGUCCUGAGCCGUGAGGGACAGUGUAAUGAAAGGAUGUUUCUCCCUAUCCCAGAGAAAAGCCAGAGUGUUGAAGGUGGGUGGUGCGGUCCCAGCAGAGACCUUCAACUGCUGCUCCCUCCCCUCGGUGUGUGGCAUGUUCCUGUCUCCCAGAGGGAUUGUGUGAUCUCUGCCUUCCCUUGCUCCCGGUACCACUGUUUCAAAGGGAUCCUGCUGCUCAGCACCUCCAUGUGAGAGACGGAGGGACGAGGAGGUGGGUUUGGCUCAUCAGAACCCACCUUCAGAGCAGAGGAUGGAGUCUUUGUGCUCCCCAGGCUGUCCUGCAGGGAUGUCAGUUACCAGAAAGGCCUGUGCAAGGCCUGGGGCUGGUCAGGGUGAGGUGCAGGGCUUCUGGCUUGUCCUGCAGCCCCUUCGCCAGCCUGGGGGGCUCUGGGGGUUGUGCAGCAGCUCCCUGUCAGUACCUGAGCAAGCAAAGCCUUCAGAAACACCAGCAAGGGGAGAGCCACAGCCAGCCCAAAGUGCUUGUGAUGCUGAAAGGGCAUUGAGCUGUUAACUGUCCUGCCUCAGUUUCCCCUAUGUGAAAGUGAGCUGGAUUAUCUCUUCUCUGCUCGGAGGAGGAGCGCAAGGAUUAGGUGCUGUGUUGGUUGCAAAGAGCUUUGAAGCUCUAAACCAGUAGAAAUGCCAAGGAUUUAUAAAAGGGGAGACCAAGGGUUGCCAACGAUGAACAGGAGCUUCCUGUCCCCCAGCCUCUGGGAGACACAGAGCUCCAGGAAGGGCUCAGUCCCUCUUGGGACCUGCCCACCUGCAGCUUGUGGUCCUGUACGUCCUGAGCAGCCUUAUUGUGAUCCCGAUAUUCCCAAGGAGGGGUUGUGGGAGCAAAUCAGUCGGUUUUACUCUGUUUUCCUCCUGUUCAGGGUAGCAGAUUUCCCUGGUGCAAUAAUUCCUUUAAAACCCCAAGGGAAUUGCUCUGGGUGUCCCCUCCCAGGGCUGGCUGGCCCCAAACCUGCCCCUGCUGCUGCCCCCCAGCUCCUGUCGUGCCUCAGUUUCCCUUUCCCCUCCCUACCUCACAGGGGGGUUAUGAAUGACCGUUUCUAAAGCACUUUGAAGCCCUCUGGGGGAAGGCACUGGAUGGAUCCCAGGGGAUUUGUCCUCCUCAGCGUAGCCGACAUGGGGCUCAUGCUCGUCACCUGGGGAACAUUUGCUCUUCCCUCCUCGCCAGCGUUAACAACCCUCAAACUGAAAUGUAUAUUUUUGCUAGAAGUACCAACCUCCAAGUGUUUUUAAUAAUAUAAAUAGUGUCCACGAACUGACUUGACUUUAAAUAAAUCUGAACUAAGUAUUUAAGAA